UGUUCACUUUCUCGCAACCAAUGAAAGAGCGUGUGUGUGUGAUAGCGUAAAGACUUGUUGCAUUCGUUCUGUCGCCGAUGUUGGAGAAUGUGUGUGUGUGUUCGGUUCAUUGAAUACUCGAAGUUCAGUUAUGUAUGCUUUUGCGCCUCAAGAUCGGUUUGCUUCUAACAUAAAUUUUCAGAAUGUGUAUCAUAUGUAGUUCACUGCUUCUAGGCGUUGCUGACGUAUACAUUUUUCACAGUUAGCCCAGUUUUUAAUAUACAAAGUGCCUAAAAAUUGAUUAAGAAUUAGAACACUUGGAUUAUGAAAGUUAUAACGAUUUAAUAAAACCGAUCCUUGAGGAAAAUCAUCAACUUUAUAAAAUACCAAAGAAUAUGGGGGAUUCCAACAAAAAAUCGAGCCCUAAGGUUAAAGAACCUGGGAACCAAACAAGUCCAAACACUGUAAAAAUAUUGAAUGAUCGCGCCUCAAAACGUACGAAGCCAAGUAGUCCGGAGUCUAGUCCAACAUCAAAACAUGUGAAGCUUUCUAUGGGAAAAAACAAAACUAUUGUUGAAAAUAAUGAUGACAUGGACCAUUAUGUAUUGAAAACCAUAAAAGACGAGGCCAACUUGGAGGGUGGCGAAACAAUAGCUUUUGUUUUGAAUGAGAAGCCGAAAGAUGUAAACAGCGCUGUUGGAGAAGUUGCUGAAGAACUCCAAAUCAGCGAGGAGGAAGCGGAUGACGCCGAUGGGAAAAAUGAGCUAAUGGAUCACGUUUGCGGCAAAUGUUACAAAACUUUCAGACGAUUCAGUGGCCUUAAAAAUCAUAUGGAAUUUUGUCGUUACGACAGUGGUUAUCACUUACGGAAAAAUGAAAUGUUAAAGAAUCUUGAUAAAAUCGAGAAAGAUGCUGUUACUAUGGAGAAGAAAGAUGUCUGUUUUUGUUGUGGCGAAAGUUAUGACACAUUCCAUUUGGGGCAUAUUAAUUGCCCGGAUUGUCCAAAGUCAUUCAAAUCGCAAAUGAGCUAUGAGCGCCACAUAUUUAUUACGCACUCUGAAUUCGACACUUACCCCUGCUCCAUUUGUAAUGCAAAACUGCGCAGCGAUAACUUAUUGAAACUGCACGAAGAGCAGCAUAAAAAUCGUGGAAAGCCAUUUGCUUGUAAAAUAUGUGGAAAAGACUUUACACGUGCGUACCAUCUCAAACGUCAUCAGAAGUAUUCAUCGUGUUCGGCCACAGGAAGUGACUCCAUGAAGUGUAAAGUAUGUGAUAAGGCCUUCUUUCGGUUGGACAAUUUGCGUGCGCAUCUAAGGCAGCAUUUGGGUACGCAUGUUACCAAGAAGCCGGAAUAUAGAUGCCCACAAUGUAAAAAUUGCUUUUACAGCUUGUCUACAUUAAACAUUCACACGCGUACACACACCGGAGAGCGGCCUUUCGAUUGCGAUUUAUGUGAAAAGAAAUUCCCCACUUUGAUUGCCUUGAAAAAACACCGACGCUAUCAUACUGGCGAAAAGCCUUACACUUGCUCUGUUUGUAAUCAAUCGUUUGCGGUUAAGGAGGUGCUGAACCGUCACAUGAAGCGGCACACGGGUGAAAGACCACAUACUUGCACGGAGUGCAAUAAAAGCUUUAUCCAGGCAUCACAAUUGCGCAGUCAUGCGCGCACGCACAUUUUACCGUUCGAAUGCUCAGAGUGCGAUCAAAAAUUCAAAACCCAAAAAAACCUCGACAAGCACAAAAAGACGCACAUCAAGAAAUGUUACGAGUGCAAUAGCACUUUCGCCGAUCAGUCUCAACUGGAGGAUCAUAUGGCAAACUUCGUCCACAAAAAAACAACCAAAACACCGAGGAAAGCAGUUACUCGUAAAUCUACAAGACGCACGCGUACCUAUUGCUAUGUGUGCGAUGAGGAUUUCACUACCUUGAAAAACUUCCAAUUUCACAUACUCAAGGUGCAUGAGAUGGAUCCCGAUGAUUUUGUUAAUGAGAUACCAAAAGAAAACGAAGCAACCAAAACGAAUGAAAACGUAUACAAAAUCGAAGGUGGCGCAUCAAACGAAAUACAGAUACUUAGCGAAACAGAGGGUAAUGCCGCUAUUAUGGCCGCUAGCAGUGUGGGGAGCAAAGAGAUUUACAACAACAACGAAGGUAGUAAAGGUGGUUUAGUGGUGAAAGAGUUCAUCGUCAAUGAUGUCCCCGCCACUGAAGAAUCAGCCGUGGUUAUUCAUGAUGAAGCGUAUACUGUUAUACCAUUGGACGGCGAUGGUCCAAUAGAAACAGUGACUGCUGUUACUAUGAGUCCUAUAAACAUAUCAACAGAAGUGAAAAAGGAGCGUCGCAAAUCAUUAGCUGAAUCACUGGCCGUGGCGAUUGGCUCAGACAGCGUUACAUUGAAAGAGCCAAUGCAAUUGAAUGAAGAAGAUAUGAAAUUGAAGGAGAAUGUCGGCAAAUUGCUCGAUAUGUUGGUGGACAACAAAACUUUAAAGAAAUUCGGCUGGCCAACCAAUACCGAAGAGAAUGUUUUAUGUCGCGUCAUUGAAAAUUGCGGCUAUAACUUAACAAAAGAUGCUGAAAUAUAUCGCGAUUGCGAUUAUGCGACGCGGAUGCGUGAAUAUGUAAAACUAUUAUUUACAGUAGUGAUACAUAAUGACUCCAUUAAGGAAUUGUUAAAUAAUUACCCCAUCGAUGAGGUAGUUGAGUACGUGCUGGGUAAUGAUGACGACGAGGACGAAGAUGGUGAUAACGAUAAAGAUGAUGAUGACAAUAGUAAUAUGAAAAAUUAGCCGAAAAUUUAUUGGUACCGAAAACGUUGCCUUUGUUUAUAUUGAAUAUAGAAUUACAAAAACAAAACAAAACAAAAACAACUUAUGGUAGUGAAGUUGCCUUCUGACGUCUAACAUUUUUCAUAUACAUAUAUUUAAUGUUAUGUACAAAUUUACGUAAACAUAUACAAGAAACUUCUUAACUCUAUGUAUAGAUUUAUACCAACAACAAAUGUAUAGUGUGUAGUAUGAAUGAAUUUUUUAACACUGAAAUGAAGUUUGGUUAGUUGACACUCGGUUGGAGCCGAAAUGAAUUACAUUUAUUAAUUUUGUAAAAUAAUUUUCCAAGCAAUAAAUAACAAUUGAAUUGAAGUUAUGAAAUAACAAAACUGAA
Zeugodacus cucurbitae (melon fly) is the source of this 3138-nucleotide messenger RNA. RefSeq names its product protein suppressor of hairy wing (gene su(Hw)). The transcript is spliced from 9 exons. Gene Ontology annotation, biological process: regulation of transcription by RNA polymerase II. The coding region runs from base 375 to 2765 and encodes 796 amino acids. NCBI's taxonomy places the organism in Eukaryota, Metazoa, Arthropoda, Insecta, Diptera, Tephritidae. Gene Ontology annotation, molecular function: DNA-binding transcription activator activity, RNA polymerase II-specific; RNA polymerase II cis-regulatory region sequence-specific DNA binding. Gene Ontology annotation, cellular component: nucleus. The record is from RefSeq and is a predicted model, not a curated record.